AUGGCGACGGUGCAGGCAAUUCGCAGAGCGAAAACGCUUGUGGAGGAAGUCAGCACUGGGCAGGAGUGUGGGCUGGUGUUGGACAAGACCUGCUUUUAUGCUGAGCAAGGAGGACAGACGUAUGAUGAGAGUUACAUGGUUCGAGAGGAUGAGAGCAGCGAGGAUAAGACAGAGUUCACCGUGAGGAAUACACAGAUCCGUGGAGGUUUCAUACUACAUGUGGGCACUGUGUAUGGGAACCUGAAGGUUGGCGAUCGUGUCAGUCUUUAUGUUGAUGAGACAAGACGUCGUCCAGUCAUGAAGAAUCACACCGCUACCCACAUUCUGAACUUUGCUCGGGGAGGCUGA
Molecule: messenger RNA, 348 nt
Organism: Pelobates cultripes (western spadefoot toad)
Lineage: Eukaryota; Metazoa; Chordata; Amphibia; Anura; Pelobatidae
Source: the annotation of a GenBank genome assembly